AUGUCUUCUGGAAAUGGCUGUCAACCCCAGGCAUUGACCAAACCAGCAUUUGGUGAAAAAGAAGUGACUGAACUGCUUGACAGGGUGUUUGGAUUAAAGUUGUCUUGGAUCAGGCCUCUCCCCAGCUAUGAUGAUCAGAAUUUCCACGUCUGUGUCUCAAGGAACAAAGAUGGGGCUGAAGAUGCUGAUGAGUAUGUCCUCAAAAUCACCAAUUCAGAAGACAGCCAAGAACCUGACCUCAUUGAAGUGCAGACCCAGGCCAUGAUGUUUCUCCAUGCUGAAGGUUUUCCAUCAGCUACUCCUUAUCUCACCAAAGAUGGUAACAUCAUGUCUCUGGAAUCAGGAGGCACUGGACCUGGGAACAAAAAGUACAUGGUCAGACUGCUGACUUACCUGCCAGGUACACCUGUAGCAAAAAUUGCUACAAAUCCUCAGAUUUUCUAUGAGAUUGGUAAGCUGGCUGCCAGUUUGGAUAAAGCUCUCUCAGAGAAAUUUCAGCAUCCAUCAGUAAGAAGUCUGCACCGAGGUCAGUUUAUCUGGAACUUGGCAAACGUUCCCCUUCUGGAUCAGUACAUCUAUGCCCUGGGCCAGAACAAAUACCGUGAGGUUGUGGAAAAUGUUAUUGAGCAAUUCAAAGGGAAAGUAAUACCCAAGCUAAGCAGUUUUCGAGCCUGUAUCAAUCAUGGAGAUCUUAAUGACCACAACAUUCUGGUAGACUCCUGUUCUGCUCCCCUGGAGGAUCCUCAGUACAGGGUGUCUGGCAUCCUGGAUUUUAGUGACAUGAGCUAUGGGUACUAUGUGUUUGAGGUCGCUAUCGCCAUCAUGUACAUGAUGAUUGAGAGCCCGGAUCCCCUGAGCGUGGGCGGGCACGUUCUGGCAGGGUUUGAGAGCGUCCUGCCCCUGACACAGGAGGAGAGAGGUGCCCUGUUCCUGCUGGUGAGCGGGAGGUUUUCCCAGUCCCUCGUCAUAGCAGCCCACACCGCCCUGCGCUACCCGGAGAACAAGGAAUACCUCAUGAUCACCGCCAAAACCGGCUGGAAACACUUAAUGACCAUGUUUGAGGUGGGACAAGAAGCUGUAGAGGAAACAUGGUUUCGGACUGCCAGCGCCUACGGGAACCGGGCUCCUGCCGAGCUGCGCGGUGCCUGCUGA
Molecule: messenger RNA, 1152 nt
Organism: Chaetura pelagica (chimney swift)
Lineage: Eukaryota; Metazoa; Chordata; Aves; Apodiformes; Apodidae
Gene: HYKK
Product: hydroxylysine kinase
Exons: 4
Coding region: 1-1152 (383 amino acids)
Molecular function (GO): amino acid kinase activity
Source: RefSeq, a predicted model, not a curated record